This is a messenger RNA of Gastrolobium bilobum, 2124 nucleotides long. Its product is annotated as homeobox-leucine zipper protein HDG11-like. Lineage: Eukaryota; Viridiplantae; Streptophyta; Magnoliopsida; Fabales; Fabaceae. The record is from RefSeq and is a predicted model, not a curated record. The transcript has 10 exons. Gene Ontology annotation, molecular function: DNA binding; lipid binding. Bases 1 to 2124 code for a protein of 707 amino acids.
AUGGCUUCUCAAAAGAGAGGUGGUGGUGGGUCUGGUGAUAAGCAAGAUGCUCACAACUCAGCCAAAAAGAACUUCCAUCGUCAUUCUCCCAAUCAGAUAGCUAAACUUGAAGCAAUAUUCGAGGAAUGCCCACUCCCAGACGAAAACCUGCAACGUCAAAUAGGCGAGCAGCUUGGCCUUAACCAAAUACAAGUGAAAUUUUGGUUUCAAAAUAAGAGGACAAAAGCGAAGAAUCAAAGUGAGCGAUAUGAUAACAAUGCUCUUCGGCUUGAGAAUGCAAAUUUACAAUCAGAGAACUUCAGAUUGAAAGAGACUUUGAAAAAUGUACUUUGCUCAUCUUGUGGGGGUCCAUCCUUUGGGCAGGAACAACGCCAAUAUCGUUUGCAAAAGUUAAGGUUAGAAAAUUCAAGAUUAAAUCAAGAGCAUGAGACAUUAUCCAAACUUUUGGAAAACAAUAGAUGGCUACCUCUUCCACCUUCAUCUUCAUAUGAUCCCUCCGGAGGAAGUGAUCUGAAUCAAAACAUUCCUGUUCAUGAUCCGCACAUUCGUGCCUUUAUUGAGUCACUUAAUCAAAACAUUCCAGCUCCUACUCAAACGAAUGAUCAAAUAAUUUCGCCUCUUGCUUCUGCUAUUGAUGAAGAUAUUUCAACACUCGAGCAGGAAAUUCCUCUUCCCUUUCUUGAUCUAGAUUUUGGUGCAGUUAGUGGAGUUUCUAACGAUGAUAUGUUGCAUCAUCCAACGAACACAAAUAUGGACAUAGAGAGGGCAUUAAUGGUGGAGACCGCAAAAAGUGCCAUGGAAGAAUUAAUAAGACUUUUGCGUAUGAAUGAACCAUUUUGGUUAAGAUCUGUGAUUGAUGGAAAAUUCGUUCUUCAACAAGAAAAUUACAAAAAUAUCUUUCACAAAGAUAUUCAACUAAAUGAACCUCAUGCUCGGAUAGAAUCCUCAAAAGAUGCACGGAUAGUGAGCAUGAGAGGGACGCAGUUGGUUGAUAUGUUUUUGAAUUCGGACAAAUGGGUUGAUCUUUUCCCAACAAUUGUUCAAAAAGCACAUACAAUUGAAGUACUUGAAAGCGGUUUGUUGGGAAGCCGAGAUGGAGCAUUGCAAUUGAUGCAUGCAGAAAUGCACAUCCUUUCACCAUUGGUUCCAACUCGACAAUUCUCCUUCCUUCGUUAUUGUAAACAAGUUCAAGUCGGUGUAUGGGCGAUAGCCGAUGUGUCAUUUGAUUCCUCCAAAUACGGCGUCGCUUUUUCUAACGCUUGGAGACACCCCUCUGGAUGCAUGAUUAACGAAAUGAUCGAUGGGUCCUGCAUGGUUACUUGGGUUGAACAUGUGGAAGUGGAUGAUAAGAUCCAAACUCACCAGCUUUUCAGAGAAAUUAUUUGUGACAAUAAUUCAUACGGAGCUGAAAGAUGGGUUUUAACACUUGAAAGAAUGUGUGAGAGAUUUGCAAGUGCCUCACUUGCAAAUAUACCUAGUUGUGACGCUGGAGACAUGCCAGGUAACAUGGAAUUGCCACAUAUAAAUAGUGGGGUUAUGGUAUCUGUUCGGAAUAACACAGAGCCAGGUUUGCCAAACGGCAUCAUUGUCACUGCUGCUACCUCCUUUUGGCUUCCUUUCUCCCCUGAGAAUGUCUUUGACUUCUUGAAAGACAAUAGAAGAAGAGCUCAGUGGGAUGUUCUUUGCAACGGAUAUCCAGUGGACGAGAUUCAACAUAUCUCAAAUGGAACUCUUCCUGGCAACUGUACUUCAAUUAUUCGGCCAUCAGUCCCUUGGGAGAACAAUAAGUUGAUUCUACAAGAAAGUUGUAUAGAUCCCUUGGGAUCUUUGAUGGUAUAUGCUCCAAUAGAUGCAGAAACCCUUAAUUUCGCAAUGAAUGGAGGAGACUCUACACUAUUGCCUAUUCUUCCAUUCGGGUUUACAAUAUCAGGAGAUGGAAGAUCAAAAACUGUUGGAGGAGAGUCAGGAGGUUCGUUGCUAACUCUUGUUAACCAAGAACUUUCUUGCAGUACAUCUGCAAUGGGGGAGCUAAACAUUGAAUCUUCAGUAGCUGCUAUGAAUACACUUAUAACAUCCACUGUGGAGAAAAUUAGAUUUGCUUUGAAUUGUUCCAAUUUUGAUUAA